Triticum dicoccoides is the source of this 1629-nucleotide messenger RNA. RefSeq lists its product as uncharacterized. The coding region runs from base 133 to 1359 and encodes 408 amino acids. The transcript has 10 exons. The record is from RefSeq and is a predicted model, not a curated record. NCBI's taxonomy places the organism in Eukaryota, Viridiplantae, Streptophyta, Magnoliopsida, Poales, Poaceae.
GAGCUUGCUCAGACUAGAAACCAAGACAAACCUAAGAUAUUCAUUGAUUGGGCAGAGUCUCUUGUUUUAAAUGUUCUGGAAUGUGUGUUGAAUUCAUCUAUGCCCAAAGUGUCUGGAAGCGAGCAUUAGUCUAUGAGCAAAUUCUCUUUUGGUAACAAGUCUGUCUCAUUUCAUUCUGCUAUCGCCAAUGGUGUUUUUGCUAAAUCUGAUGGUAUUCCAGAGGUUGCUAUAUCUGAUGCUAUUCCGGAGGUUGCUAAAUCUGAUGUUGCCCCAGAGGUUCCUACGUUUGAUGCUAUUCCAGAGGUUGCUACAUCUGAUGGUAUUCCAGAGGCUGUUGUACAGCAAGAGAGUCGUCCUGCGGUCACUCCAGAUGUCGUUACUCCCAUUGUCCCUCUUGUUGUUAUCUUUGGUGGUUUAGAUAAUCCAGUUGUUCUAUCUAGCUCUUCAACACCUGCUAAAGUGCAUAAUGGGGCUGUUGCAAAAGAAGGUCCUGUUCCAGUAUGCGCCUUGUUUUCUGAAGUUAAAACAAAAGAUUCAAUUGCUGCAGUUCCUGCCAAAGGUAUUUCUCCUUCAAAGUCUAAAUGUGAUAUCACUGAUGUCGAUUCUUUCGUGUUGCUUUCAGAUGGCCCUGCUAAGGAUUGUAAUGAGAAAGAUGCUGCUAACGCUUUUGGGAUUCCUUCCUUUGCCGAGCUUAAUCGUGCUCUUGGUAUUCAGUCUCCUUCUAAUGUCUGCAAUUACACCCCAGUUCAUGCUCAUGGAAAAUCUCCUAUGGAAGAUACGAAUUCUUUUAGAGACCUGUCACCCCUUGUUCCAAUUCGCUUGUCGCAGUAUUUCCGUAAUGAGUUGGGUGAUGUCCAGUGUUCUCAGUAUGUUGCCUACAGAUAUCUGAAGUCGUUUAAUUCACCUAAUGAUGAGGAUUGUAUUGUUAUGGUUAAUGUCGAUCACUCUGAUUAUUCAAAGCCAACCAAUCAUGUGAACUUAUGUUCUCCUGAUGUAAUCUUGCAAACUACUCCAAAAGCUGUUGUGAAGCUCAAUGAGGCAGUAGUUGAUGUCCAUAAAGUUGGUAGCUCAAACUUUGCAGCUAGGUGUCAAGAGCUAUCUAGAUCAAAUGAUGUUACUUACAACAAGCUGCACAGUUUUGCUGCCCCUGCAACAAGUUAUCGUAAUCCUAUAAAGGUUGCUAAUAGCCCGGAAUUAGAGAUCCUGUCAGACACGCCUGUUGUUUCUAGUGCUCAUCUUCUAAGGUUCCUGCAUGUUCGAAAGGUGCUCCAUCAUUUCAGCCCCUUGGUGGUUCUACAACUAGUUCUUCUGCAGCUCAUGUCCCUCGUAGAAUUGUUGUCCCUGGUAGAUUCAACUUAGAUCCUUAUGUUCCUCAAGUGAAUCGUUAUUCAGUUACUGCUCAAGAAUGGCGUAAUCAUCUUGCAAUGGUUCAGAUUGCAAGUCAUCCAGAGUGGUGCAAGUACGAGGCUAUCCGACAUGAAAGAGCUUACUGUAGUUAUCGUAAUCUUUCUUCACUACAGUUCAAAUCUCGCGUAAACAAUUUCUUGAUCUUGUGUGUGUGUCGAUAUCUAUUCAAUGAAGCUCACCCUUCCGUUUCUAAGAAACAUUUCUUCUUCUCUUACAUUGGUG